Molecule: messenger RNA, 1596 nt
Organism: Thermochaetoides thermophila DSM 1495
Lineage: Eukaryota; Fungi; Ascomycota; Sordariomycetes; Sordariales; Chaetomiaceae
Exons: 2
Coding region: 1-1596 (531 amino acids)
Biological process (GO): cardiolipin biosynthetic process; CDP-diacylglycerol biosynthetic process
Cellular component (GO): mitochondrion
Molecular function (GO): phosphatidate cytidylyltransferase activity
Source: RefSeq, a predicted model, not a curated record
AUGCCUUGCCGCCUCGUUCCCCCGUCACUGACAGGCCGUCGUCUCGCGCCGCGCUUCGGGUCCGUGAGUCCAUUGCUCGCUGUCCUUGUCCCAACCUCCCCGGCAUACAGCAUCGUGUGCAGGUAUGGAACUGCCAACAGCGGCAACGGCACUGCUGCCGAGCCAAAGAAUGCCCGCAAGAGCGCUUUGCGUGACGCCGCCGCCGACAUCGCCGUCAACAGGGCACGACAGGACACAACGUCCGAGAAGGCAAUUGCAAGCGAAGCAAGCGGUGUGGAAGACUGGGAGUACAAUCCCAGUCUUAAAAUCGAAUCCUUUAAGGACCUACCUCAUGCCAACUUCGGCGUGAACCAGCAUAUACCCUUCGACGCCGAGUUCAAAGAAGUCCUGAAAGCGAUCCCAUGGCAGUUCCGUGCUCCGAUUCGUUACGCGUUUGCCUACGGUUCGGGGGUGUUCCCGCAAUCGAAGCCGACCGGCCGGGUCCCGACACCAGAAGAAGUUCGCGCUAUUCAUCCCAAAGCUCCCCCGGCUGUGGUGAGGGCACAAGAUGGAACCCCAAAGAUGAUUGAUUUCAUAUUUGGUGUCUCGCAUACUCAGCAUUGGCAUUCGCUCAACAUGAAACAACACCGUGACCAUUACUCGGCCCUCGCAAGUCUGGGCUCGGGUGCAGUCUCGUUUGUCCAGGACAAGUUGGGCGCUGGCGUCUACUUCAACCCAUACGUUGUCGUGAAUGGAAUCUUGGUGAAGUACGGUGUGGUGCAGUUGGACACAUUGGAGAGAGACCUGACUCAGUGGGAUACGCUUUACCUGGCUGGGCGGCUUCACAAACCCGUCAAGAUCCUGCGCGACGAUCCCAGAAUCCGCUUUGCCAACCAAAUCAAUCUUCUCUCCGCUUUGCGGACAGCGCUGUUGCUUCUUCCCCCCAGCUUUACGGAGGAAGAGCUUUAUGCGACAAUCGCUGGAAUCAGUUACCUGGGUGAUCCCCGCAUGGCUUUGCCUACCGAAAACCCACGAAAGGUAAAGAACAUUGUCGGCAAUAACAUGGCCAACUUCAGGAGGCUGUAUCUUCCUCUCAUUGAGACAUUACCCAACGUUGAUUUCAACGACCCUGCUGCCAGCGCGAAGGACUGGGUAUGGGACACGGAGAAGAAUCUCAAGCUUAUCCAGGAUAUGGACCCAGUCAAGCGCGGUAACAUGGUGCGGCGGCUACCUAAGGCAUUCCGCUCGCGCCUGUACACGCAGUAUCAGAAGAAGCUGGCCAUCCCGCAACAUCAGUUUGCCCAGUUGAUGGAAGAAGGCGAGAAAGAGGUCUCCGUAGGCUUUAGGAGGCUUGAGGGAGGUGGCUUUGACAGGCGGAUCGCGCAGGAUGACCCUGCCGAGCUGCGCAAUAACAUUCGCACGGUAAUCAAGCGUACGAUUAGUUGGCCUGCUACCACACAGUCACUCAAGGGCCCUCUUACCGCCGGCUUCCAGAAAACGUGGAGGUACCUGCGCGAGAAGAUGGACAAGUACCGUCAAGGGUCGGCUGCUGCGAAACAGGCCCCCGAGGAGGGCAAGAGCUCUAGCAGCAGCAGUAGCGGGGAAGGGAAACAAUGA